Molecule: messenger RNA, 7470 nt
Organism: Torulaspora delbrueckii
Lineage: Eukaryota; Fungi; Ascomycota; Saccharomycetes; Saccharomycetales; Saccharomycetaceae
Gene: UTP20
Product: Utp20p
Exons: 1
Coding region: 1-7470 (2489 amino acids)
Cellular component (GO): 90S preribosome; small-subunit processome; nucleolus
Source: RefSeq, a predicted model, not a curated record
AUGGCAAAGCAAAAGGUUACUACGAAGAGCUCCAAGAGGUAUACAUAUUCUUCAUUCAAAGGUCGUAUAGAUGACUUAAGGAUUGAACCAGCCAAGAACUUACAAAAGAGAGUACAUGAUUAUGUGGAAACCUCUCACCUUCUAGCUUCGUUUGAACAUUGGAAGGAGAUUAAUCUGAGUGCAGGCUUUGCCCAUUUUGCUGACAAUGCUGAAGAACUCAUUCAAACAUUACCACAGAUUAUUUAUCAUGAGUCGAAGAUAUUUGAGCUACUCAUUACUAGCAUUGAUAAACAUGAAGAAUUCGCCUUGGAAGCGUUAUUGGAUCUAUUGGCACAAUUUUGUCACGAUUUAGGCCCAGACUUUCUGAAAUUCUAUGAGAGAGCUUUGAAAUCUCUGAUCUGCCUACUGGAAGAUGCUGUGAGGCUUGAAUCAUCCAAGAUUUUUGAAUGGGGGUUCAAUUGCUUAGCCUAUAUGUUCAAAUAUCUAUCAAGAGUUUUGAGCGAUGACCUGAUACCGACUUUCAACUUACUUUUCCCAUUACUCUCGCAUUCUAAGGACUACAUAUCUAGGUUCUCGGCAGAAGCUCUGUCCUUUCUGAUUAGAAAAGCUAAGGCAAAAUCCCUGCGUGAUUUUAUCUCCUUCUCGUUCAAGAAGUUGAGAGAUACCACGGAACCGAGCCUCUACGAUGGUAUCCUAAUUCUAUUCUCAGAGACUUUCAUUUCUACGGAAGACGCGUUGCAUUCCAAGUCCAGAAUGCUGAUAGACGCGCUUUUGGAUGAGGUACUUAAAUCUAAUAGCGAGGAUUUGGGUGUCACAUUGUUUUGUGACGUCUGGAUGAACAUCUCGAGGCAUGCGUCAACGGAAAACCUGUCUCCUCUAUAUGACGCUAUUUAUGAGAGACUGAUCGACGACAUGAGCGCUCAGAACUUGGAUGGCAUUACUAGGAUUACUUCUACGUUAGCAUUUUCUGAAAGUGGUAGAAAAAUCGCAAACUGGUCGAGGAUCGUAACUAUUGCUGAACAGAUACUUUCUCAUGGAGACGAGCGAAACCCAAGUUCGCAGAACUUAGCAUUCCUAAUCGCAGUUUUGUUCCGUAAUUGUGACUUGAGAGCAUUGUCGACGCAUCACAAAGUCUUAUUCGAAUCAUAUUUACAGCAGCACACUGGGAGCUUUAUACCGUUUUUCUUCUCGGUGUUGACCUUGUGUGGUGAAAAGGCUUUAUCAUUCAACGCCAAUCGAUACUUGCAACAAUAUGUCACUGCUAAUGGAAAAGAACCUGAUACAAAGUUGGCCUUGUUCCUUCUGGAGAUGGAGGACAGGCCUCAAAUUGCUGGAAAACUCAAUCUGCGAGUACCAGAUCUUCUUAUGUCCUCACUCGCGUCAAUGUUAGAGAACGAGCCUAAGACUUUUACCGAGGACGUUUUAUUUGACAUUUACAAGAGAGUAGUUAUCUUUACAUCUGUGGACCAUGAUGAUACACAGUGUUCAGAGACUUUCUCCACGCUGGUUAAACGCAUAUUGACUGGCUCGACGGAAUUGACUGAGUUCGUCAAAGACGUUAUAGGUCAUUUACUCCUUGCGAUCAAUGGUGCUCGACUUUCGUCAACCAUCCUCGUGAAAGUCUUACUCGAAAGGCUUGACGAAUUGAAGACAAGUGUUUAUUUUGUUGAAGGGUUCAACAAAUUUCUGGGCAUGUUGGUGAGCUCAGACGAGCUAUGCGAAUUUUUUGAAUCGCACGAAAGCUCUGUGAUAGAUUUAUCAGAUAAUCUCUUACUUCCAGACCGUAAGAUUCGUCGUGAAACUCUUCAGCUGUUAGGUACAAUAAUGAAAAUUCGUGGCGAGGACUUGCCUCAAAUUCUAAAUGAUUGCAAAAAUCUUGAAGACCUCCCUCUGACGCUGCAGAAUGCCAGGGAUAUUACGAAUAGAAUAAGAGGCAUGGGCGUUGAAUUCGCGAAGAUGGAGGCUACAACUCUCGAAAUGAGCUUUUUCAUUAAACACAUGUUCGGGCUGCUGACUGUACGCUUCUCGCCUGUCUGGGAUGGUGUUUAUGAAGUUAUUCCAAGUAUUUUUACUAAAGACCAAGAAAUGGUAUGGAAACUUCUUAUUCACUUUUUAGUCAGUCCUGAAAAAAAUUACGAUUUAGAGUACUAUGGUGUUUCAUCGACCGAUGAGCCAGGCUUUGGCUCCUGGAGCUCUACUAUUCCACGGUUGAAGGACACAUUGGAUGCUUUUUCAACUCAUUGGAAUGAUUACCUCGUUCCCGACAGUUCCAUAAUUGAUAUCAUGAAGAAAAGAAGGGGCGACACAAACAUCUCACCUCAGAUCCGUAGUCAAAUCUUGAAAUUGAUGUUGAUGAUACCUCAGCUUGCAGAACGUCAUUCCCGAGAUAUUGUUCCCUUCAUAUUCAAUGAUGCAGAGUCCGAAGAACUUUUUGGUUCCAGUGAAACUGAACAAACACCAUCAAGUGGAGCCACUUGGACUGAGGCUGAUCGUAACUCUCUUUUGAAAGUUAUCGCAAAAUUUAGGAACAUUAAGGCGAUUUACAAGUCACCAGAAGUUAGAGAUCGUUUGAUGACUUUACUGGGUAGCAGAAAUACUGAUGUGCAGAAAAUCGCCCUAGAAGGCCUCUUGGCAUACCGUGAUCCCGUUAUGAUCAAACACAGAGACAGUUUGAAAAAUUUACUUGAUGACGCUCUAUUCAAAGAUGAGGUUACUCGGCUGUUGACAGGCUCGGAAGUCAUAGAGAAAGCGGAGGAAAUAGAACUCAUGCCUUACGCUCUGAGAAUAUUAUUUGGACGAGCUCAGACUCCAAGUACUAGUGGCAUAAAAAAGGGAAGAAAACACGCUGUUAUUUCGGUUCUUCCGGGUCUCAAAGAAGAAUUCUUGACCGAAUUCUUCAAACUGGGCAGUAGCAAGUUUCAUUAUGAUUAUUUUUUUGAGAAUGGAUACCAGGUAGACCCAUCAGAACUCACUUUGCCUAAUUUAAGACGAAUGAUUGGCUACGUUACAAUUUUGAACCUUUCUUUCGAUGUAUUGGGCUCCAAUUUUUCCCGGGUUAUUUCCACAACACUUCGGCCAUUGUUGUAUACCAUUGCGGUAUCGUACUGCGCUUCUUCGCAAGAUUUCAAAGAGGUUCAUGUUGAAAAAACUGUGAGUAAUCUCCGUCAACAAUCUUUGAAGUCCCUUAACAAUUUAUUUCAAUGUAGUGGAGAUUCUCCAGUGCUUCUCGAAUAUAUGGAAGAGAUACACCAAAUCGCAAUUGAGCCUCGACUGGCAAAGUUUGAGGAAGAAAACCUGCAGCAAGUUUCAUCGCUUAUGAAGAUAAUUGUUUUUUGGUCUACCAAUACAGCGCUUUAUCCGUAUUUGUACUACAACGAUUGCGCUAGCUGCGCUGCUUUGAUGAGAGUUUUGUUAAACGAGAAUGCAAAAGAGCCUGUUCUUGCCACAAUUUUGAAAGCCUCAAACGACAUUGUCAGCUCGCCAGCGGCUAAUGAUGAGUAUGUUGGCCUCGUUACGUUGGUUGCUGCAACAUGUUUACGAGUGUUACCUUCGUUGUAUCAGAAGUUGUCCGAUCCGAAUAACUCAUCCAUUGUGAUCGACUUACUACUUAACUUGGUUCAAGCUGGAUACGUGCAGGAUAACGAGACGAGAGAGCAUCUGGUUGGCUCUCUUGGCUUAGUAAUUAAGGGGAACUUCAAGGGUGUAAGCAAGAAGGAUAUCAUAAAGGUAUUGAGUGUCAUCUCAGUACUAGUUAAAGAAUACCAGUGUGGAUGGUCCGAUAUUGAGGAUCUAUAUGUAGCUGUCUCCGGUCUCUACAAGAGCUUUGCUGAUAGAGAGAUUAGAGAAGCUAUCAGCGAUGUUUUCAUAAGUUUUGGAAAACAAUUUACGAGUAUUGCGAAAGUGGCAGAGUUGCUAUCAGAUCUAAACUCGUACUCGAAAGGACGUGUUCAAGAAUAUGAUUUCUCAAGACGUUUGUCGUCUUUCAAGAUCUUCAAUGAAGAGAACUACAGGAGUUAUACGGAGUUUGAAUGGCUUCCAAUCAUCAACUCAUGUCUUUUCUUUAUCAACGAUAAAGACGAGUUGGCUAUUAGGACCAACGCAUCGCAUACCCUUCGCAGGUUUGUCGACUAUAUCAACGAGAAACCUUCUGUUGAAUCAGCAAAAUCAGCUGUUGAAAUCUUGGAACAAGUGAUACUUCCUAAUAUACGCAUUGGUCUACAGAGGUUUUCAGAAGAGCUGCAAAAGGAAUACAUAUCCGUACUCGCUUAUGUGAUCCAGGAAAGCAAGUUUUACAAAGGACUAGAGGAUAUGAAGCCCCUCCUUUUCGAUGGAGAUGAGGAGGCGAACUUUUUCGCCAACGUGAACCACAUUCAAUUGCAUCGUCGUCUGAGAGCUGUUAGAAGGUUGAGAGAUCAUGUCGUGGGCCUGUCUGACAAUAGCAUUGCACAUUACUUGAUGCCUUUGAUUGAACAGUACGUCUUUUCGCAAGAAGAGAAGUACAGGAACAUCGGAAAUGAAGCGUUGAUCACAAUUGGAAAGCUCUCAAACUAUCUAACUUGGAAUCAAUAUAAGGCACUUUUCAGGCGGUAUAUUUCUCUUCUCAAGUCGAAGCCGGAUCAAAUGAAGGAAACGGUCAAUCUUCUAUGCCAAAUUUCGGUCGCUUUGAGAGAAACGUUACGAAAUGUAAGGGAAAGUACGGGCGAAAUUGCCACGCUGCAGAAGCUUCCCAAGAAUUUGGAUGACGUGGAUAAAUUCAUCAUUGCCGAGGUGUAUCCGAAGCUGUCAAAGACUCUUGAAUUUAGAGAUAGUGAAACUAUUGUUAAUCGGAUGCCAUUGGCCGAAGCUCUGGUCAAUUUGGUUUUAGGCCUAAAACGCGAAGACACUGUUAGUCACUUGCCAGGGAUUCUCACUAGUUUGUGCCAGGUGUUGAGAAGUAAAUCUGAAGAAUUACGUGAUGCCGUCAGAAAAACUCUUGGGAGUAUCUGUCGCAUACUUGGUGCAGAUUAUCUUCCUUUUGUUUUGAAGGAAUUGAUAUCUGCUCUUAAGAGAGGUUCGCACAUUCAUGUUCUCGGGUUUACCGUCCACCAUGUACUUAAAGCCAUGGACGGUCUCAUCAAUCAUUCAGACCUGGAUGCGUCAUCCCAAAUGAUUGUGAGGAUCAUUAUGGAUGACCUAUUUGGAAGCGCAGGUGAGGAGAAAGAUUCCGAAAACUAUCGCACCACUAUGAAAGAAGUCAAGGUGAAUAAAUGCUACGACACAGCUGAGAUGCUAGCAUCGAACAUUUCGCUUCCUACUUUUUCCACACUUUUGCGCCCUAUCGAGAAUUUGUUGACUGAACGUAUCAAUCUAAGAAAUCAGAAUAAGUUGGAGGAGCUUCUGAGAAGAUAUACUUUAGGGUUGAAGCAUAACGCUGAGGUGUCAUCCCCCGAAGUGCUGAAUGUGUGCUUCGAGAUCUUCCACCGGGACCAGAAUGAGGGCAUCAAGAAGCGCUCAAAUCAACCUCUUGUGAUCGAUGAGAAUAAGGAGUUCUUUCUGGUUAAUUUAAACUUUAAAGGUGCGAAAGUCCAAAACGAGAGGACCCUUGUCAACAGCACCUUGCAGAAAUUUGCUCUAGAUUUGUUGCACGCUGUCUUAUUCAAGAGCAGACAGCUACUGGAUCCAAUGUACCUCGAUGGUUUUGUUCCUUUGUUGAAAGAUUCGCUUCUCUCAGAAGAUGAAUCUGUUCUGGUGAGUUCGCUAAGAGUCUUGAUCCUUUUCGUGAAGUUGAAUUUCUCUGAAGAAUCCGCAACUGUCUUCAAAAUCGGGGCCAGAAAGGUCCUUAAUAUUAUAAAGGAUUCUCCUUCUACAUCAUCCGAGCUUUGUCAAGUGGGAAUGAAAUAUUUAUCUUCAUUCAUUCGUCAUAAAGACAUUAAGCUAAAAGAUUCUGCAUUGAGCUACGUUUUGGGAAGAAUUCUUCCCGACCUAAAUGAACCUCAUAAGCAAGGCCUGGCUUUCAACUUCUUGAAAGCCCUUGUGUCUAGGCAUAUUAGGCUACCUGAAAUUUACGAUGUUAUUGAUUCAGUGAGGGAGAUCAUGGUCACAAAUCACACCAAGGAAAUUAGAGAUGUCUCGAGAAGCGUAUACUACCAAUUCUUGAUGGAGUAUGAUCAAAGCAAAGGCCGCCUUGAGAAGCAGUUCAGAUUUAUGGUGGAUAAUCUUCAGUACCCUUCACAAGAUGGUAGACAGUCGGUCAUGGAGCUCAUUAACCUGAUUGUCAACAAGGCCAAUGCAGCUCUACUGUCGAAACUAUCAUCCUCUUUUUUUGUCGCUCUUGCUAACGUAUUGGUGAAUGACGAUAUUUCACGGUGUCGGGAGAUGGCAAGUGUGCUACUCGUAAACCUUCUACAAAAAUUGGAUCCUGAAAGCCUUGAGGUUGUCAACAAAUACAUUAUCGCAUGGUUAAAACAGACUGAAGAUCUUUCUUACUUAAGCCUUGGUUUGAGGGUAUACAAGGUUUAUCUGAGUGCCAUCGGCGCCGGGCGUACUUCCUCUCUGGAUGAGCUUGCGCUCAACCGGGUCAAGUCAUGUAUCGCAGAUUCCAGCUCAUCGGAUGAAACCAAGUGGACAGUGUUGUACACCGCACUAACGGUUUUCGAAUCAUAUGUCCAAACAUCCAAGGAUAUAUACUCAAGCAGCUUCAAAAUAACGUGGACCAAUGUCAUCAGUUGUCUUCUGUAUCCUCAUUUGUGGGUGCGUCAGGUGGCUGCAAGACUGAUUAAUCACUUCAUUGACAAUAUGGACAAGUUUGAAUUACCAUUGACUGAUUCGGAACUUCAGAUUGUGGCAUCACGAGUGCUAAGGCAACUUGGCGCUCCUUCUAUCUCUGAAGAUUUGGCUUCUGUGAGCAUCAAAACUCUUUUGAAAAUUGCCAUUUAUUGGAAGAAGCAUAAUACCAAAUUCAUUCACAAGGAAACUCUAAGUGCAAGCGAAAGUAAGUAUGAUAGCUCCCUGGAAUUCAUGGUAUCGAGGGUGGGCGCAAUAAUAAGAAGUGAGGAAAAUCCAGCAGACUCCUUUAUGUCCAAAAAAUCGUGUAUUCAGCUUCUUGCUUUGUUGAUUCAAGUUUUCGACGAUGAGCUUAAAGCCAGGGCCAAAGAUAUUAUCUUGCCGCUAUUUGUGUACUUGGAAUAUGAUGUGAGCUACACGUUAAAUGACAUGCAAAAGGAACUCAGCGUACUAGCGCAGGAAUGUCUACAGAUUCUGGAAGCUAAGCUAUCUGUGUCCGACUUCACUAAAGCAUAUGCAAGCGUCAAGCGAGAAGUGUUGACUAGAAGACAGGAAAGAAAAGCUAAACGGUCUGUUUUGGCUGUAACUGAACCUGAGAAAGCUGCUCGCCGGAAGCUAAGGAAGCAUGAGAGAUCCAGAGAGAAGAGGAAGCAUGAGAAGGAUGAAUCUGGUUACUACCAAAGAAAAAACAAGAGACCAAGAACCUAA